UUUUUUAAACAAGCCAAUACAAUCUCUCCUCACAGGCACAAGCACUAGCACAAACUGCACAAGCACUAGCACUAGCACUAGCACAAACUGCGCAACAACCAAAAUCGCUAAUCAACAACAAAACCCGCCACCGCCGUCGCCGUCGCCAUCGCCAUUGCCGCCGUUGUAGGAGAGAGAAAUUGAAGAAUGGAGUCGCCGGGGCAAUGGCUAGAGAAGGAAUUGAAUGAAUUGUGCAAAAAAGUAGACACUCCUUUUGACUUUGAUUCUGAUAUGAUUUCCGGCCUUGUUUCUUACUGUGAAUUUGCUCCUCCGCUCGACGCCAAAGAAUACCUUGAUAACAUCGUUGGUGAGGAAGCAGGCAAAACUGUCAUACAAGAAUACUUAAGACGAAGGGGCUACUCACCAUCACCUGAAGCAGUUGGUGCUUCUGCUUCCAAAUUACAGGCGUAUGUCAAGCCAAGUGCUGAUGAAGGCUUGACCAGUGGAGCCAAGAAACCAUCCAGGGCACAGAAAGAGGCUUCAGCUUCUAAUAACCAAAAUAGUAAGGUAAAAAUAGAGGCUGCAGAGUCAGGAAACAGGCAACAAAAUAACUCUAGAAAGAAAAAGGGUGGGAAGGUUAUAUCACUUGCAGAAGCUGCCAAGGGAACUAUCGUAUAUCAGCAAGGCAAACCAUGCUCUUGCCAGGCACGUCGACAUAGAUUGGUGAGCAACUGCUUAUCUUGCGGUAAAAUAGUAUGUGAACAGGAAGGGGAAGGGCCUUGUAAUUUUUGUGGGGCUCUAGUCCUGAAGGAAGGAAGUACAUAUGCUGGUUUGGAGGUGUCUGCAGUACCUGAAACGGAAGCUGAGGUAGCUGCAAAUGCUUAUGCCAAGAGGCUUGUUGAUUUUGAUCGGAAUGCAGCUGCACGCACAAGUGUUAUUGAUGACCAAAGUGACUACUAUGAUGAGGGUAACAGCUGGUUGUCCAUGGAGGAAAAGGAACUUUUAAGGAAGAAGCAAGAGGAGAUUAAAGCAGAUGAGGAAGCAAAACGAAAGAGAGUAGUUGUGGCUUUUGACUUGGUUGGCCGUAGGGUAUUGUUAAACCAAGAUGACACUUCAGAACUUGAAACUGGACUCAACAUUCUAAGGCCACCUGAUCAGAGAGAAGCAAGCCGAGUCAAACCAAAUCCCACCCUUCAGGUGCAACCAGUUUUCAUUGAUCCCGGCCCUAGGGAAAAGCCUCUCAAGGACAAGCGCUCUAACAAAGGUCUAAACAAGGGACUGUGUUUGGAGAUCAGUGGAAGGGUGCAACAUGAUCGCAGUGAUUUCAAGCACUUUGUGGAGGAACCUCUUGGAUCUUCUUCAGCAAAUGAUUAUUUGCAAGGGCUAACUUGGAAUGGUGUCACACACAUGGAAGAUGAUGCUGAGUGCUCUGCAUACUAGUAUUACAUAGUGAGGUUUAGGCCCCUAACUGUACUAUGCUUGUUUCAGGCAGCUCCGUUACAAUAAGCACAGUGCACGUUGGCUUUUCCGUUGGGUUUGUCGAGAGUUCUGCAACAUUGAAGAAGGCUAGGAAGGAAUAAAAACGUGCUUAAUGAUUUCAGGGUUGGUGGUCAAGGUACGUAACUAUGUGUUGUAUCCAGUGCUAGACUGUGUUAGUUGAUUGUUGCAUGAUCGCUUGAUCAAAUUACUAAGUUUAAGGUUUGAGGUAUGUAUGCUUCUCAUCUGCCUAAAAUUCAAGUAAAUUGGUAUUAUUCUAUGCUUUCUGGGUUGAUAUUGAAGUUUUUGGAAAAAAUUCAUUCUAAUUUGGAUGCUUUGUUAUGCUUUUGUUCUUAAUCAAUUAGUGGUAUACAUUCAACUUC
Chenopodium quinoa (quinoa) is the source of this 1838-nucleotide messenger RNA. Its product is annotated as activating signal cointegrator 1-like. NCBI's taxonomy places the organism in Eukaryota, Viridiplantae, Streptophyta, Magnoliopsida, Caryophyllales, Amaranthaceae. The record is from RefSeq and is a predicted model, not a curated record. Gene Ontology annotation, biological process: regulation of DNA-templated transcription. The transcript is spliced from 5 exons. The coding region runs from base 187 to 1419 and encodes 410 amino acids. Gene Ontology annotation, cellular component: nucleus. Gene Ontology annotation, molecular function: zinc ion binding.